AAAUACACCAGAUUCGCUUGCUUCUAAAUCAGUUUUAAAACAGUGAAAAUAUUUUUUAUGCUCAAAAUGAAACAUGUAAUGAGUUUUUUUGCCCCAGAAUUAAUUUUUUGUCUGAAAUGCAUCAUUUAUUCUCAUGCUAUCGAUGUACCUGAUCAUAUCGCCACGCACUUAAAUGGAAAUCUAAGUUCAUAUCGAGAUGCAAUGAACUGGCUUUAUAAAUACGAAAAUCACUCUUGUAAUUCAGAAAAUGUGACACAAAUUAUGCCCGAAGGCAAAGAAAAAUACUUGAUGUUUCACAUUGAAUAUACAGAAUUUAGAGAUGAAUUUGUAUCUAAAAUGAUAAAUGCAGCCAAAUCUGACAUGAUUUAUGCAAUCUAUAAAUCAUGUUUGCUGGAUGCUAAUUAUCUGAAACAUACAGUUAAGACUGUACUUGUAUAUAAACUUGCAUACAUUAGGGAAUGUCAUCCAGAAAUUUUAUUUGAGGGAGAAAAUGAAGAAUUUAUGAAAGCCACAGUGCAAAUAAUAACGAAUGAACUAUGCAGCAAAAUAACGUAUCAGACGAUUUACAGUUCUGAUGAAGAAUGCCAGAAAAAUGUUCAACCUGAGGAAAUUAAAAAAUGCGAAAUUUUCAUUCAAAAGAAAAACAGAAGAAAGUAUACUAAUCACAUGACUGGAUUUCUUAUUUAUGCACUAAAUGAUUAUUUUCCAUCCUCAACUUGCAGUGACAUCAUCAAAAGACGAAAUUGUUACGUUGAUUUGGUCAAGAAUUGCAAAUUUUCGACUCAAUUUGCAGCCUACAAUUUGUGGAGUCUUUCAAGAAACGACCCUCUGUGUACGACUGAACUUCGAGAAUCGAUUGGAGAAGAAACUCGUUCAUAAAUUUGUGCCAAAAUUAUUUUUUUAGAUGAAAAAUAUAAUUUGAUUUGGAAUAGCUAAAAGUU
This is a messenger RNA of Belonocnema kinseyi, 941 nucleotides long. RefSeq lists its product as uncharacterized. Lineage: Eukaryota; Metazoa; Arthropoda; Insecta; Hymenoptera; Cynipidae. The transcript has 5 exons. The record is from RefSeq and is a predicted model, not a curated record. Bases 58 to 879 code for a protein of 273 amino acids.